Molecule: messenger RNA, 1205 nt
Organism: Radiomyces spectabilis
Lineage: Eukaryota; Fungi; Mucoromycota; Mucoromycetes; Mucorales; Radiomycetaceae
Product: RGS domain-containing protein
Exons: 1
Coding region: 324-1013 (229 amino acids)
Source: RefSeq, a predicted model, not a curated record
CGUUUUUAUUGCGUUUAAAAAAAACCCCUUUGUUUAUCAAUUUCUUUUUGGAUUGGGAUUAUCCAUAGCUUUAAGCUUUCCUCUUUUUUUUUUUGUUUUUCUCCUGUCAAAUUCCUUUUUUCGCCUCUUUUCUUCCCUAAAUUUUUUUGUCUCUAUUGCUUGGGCAUCCGAUUUGGUGGUGCGUAACUAAGUAACAACCGGGAGAGCAGGACUUUUUUUGUAAACGGCUACCACUUGUCCCUAUUUCCAGCAUUGUUUUCCUUUUUUUUUUUCUCUCUCUUCCCUUUUCUAUUUUCACUUUUUUUUUCCCUUAUUUCCCUUCGAUGGCAAUGUCCCUGGAUCAACAUGAUACCCUUACGCCUUGUUCAUUGACUCUGGAAGCUAUCCUAUCGAACCGAAAUUCGAUCGAGUUUAGGGAUUUCUCGGCAUAUCUUCAACAGACCUAUUGCCAUGAAAACUUAUCCUUCUGGCUAACGGUGCGAGACUAUGAAGAGAAUAGAGGUUCGAGGGAGCAAUGUCAUGAAAUCAUCAACAAGUAUAUCCACUCCCAUUCUCCGCAAGAAAUCAAUAUUCCCUGCGAAAUGCGUCAAGAGAUCCUCAACAAGGUCUUGAAGGAUGACACUGACCCUUCCAUUUUUCUUCAAGCUAUGGACGCUGUCACCGAAUUGAUGAGGGUUAAUUCAUUUAUUCCCUGGUUAAUGAUCUCGGGCUGUCCUCCACUGUCGCCGGCUCUGUCGUCAUUUUCAACCCCUCCAGCCAGCCCUUCUGGUUCGUUUUUCUCCUUUGCUAACCCAUUGACGAGAUUGAAACGUCAGUCACGUCUAAGCUUCUGUUCACUUGAUGAUGAUGUGGUUUCGAUGGACUGCAACGCUUCGGUGCGAGAAACCCAAUUUACACUCAAGGGCCGAAAACGGUCCUUUGUUAAAAAGGAUGCGAUUCAAAAUAUACCUAAUAUAUUCCCCUCAGCCGAUGAUCGUCCUUCGUGGGCGGUCUGGAAAAAGUUUCUACGAUAGAUUUUCAUUAUCCAACCUUUUUUUUUUGCUGCAUUCCUCCAUCUAGAUCUUUUCUUACUCUUUAAAUUCUGUAUAUAGAAACCUGACCAUACAAAAAGAGGCUAUCGCUUUGUAAAUCUCGUAAAACCUCUCCUGUUUGGCUGGAACCACCCACAACAGCAACCCCAAUAAAAAGACAUGUUUCUUUCUUCA